AUGGCAAGUAAUACAGGAAAUGUGGCGGAUUUCACAGAGCAGCUUAGGAAAUGGUUCCAACGAAGAAACAUGAGCUCGGACAAAGACUACAGUGAGACAAUAUGGACAGAUAUAAAGGCUCUUUUCGAAGUGUUAGCCACAAGUAUAAAAACGAGGGAUACUGUCACCACAUCCGUUUGUGAAGCAGCAUUCCCAACAUGGAUCUGGUCUAAGAAUGCGGCGGAAUUCACGGUCUGCCGGCGUAUUGUAAACAUAUUUCUAUUUAUGGAUAGCAGACAUAAGUCUGGGGGACAAUGGACUACGCAGCGUAUAUUUACGGAGGAGGCGCAAUUUGAGGAUUAUGUUCGGUGUAUGCUUGGGAACAUUGCUAUGGCGGAAUUGUUUAAGACCAAUUGUAGCGCACGGGACAUCAUUGAUAAAGUGUCCACGCACAUGGACACGUUCAGGCACUCCUUUGGGCACGCGGAUGGAAGCAAACUUUGCAAGGAUAUGGGAUACGAGACACUAAUGGUUGGAUCGAAGUUUGUGGCAGCAACUAUGGCACGGUGGAUACAAACGUGGAGACUGAAGUUUGGGGGAGGGAAAGUAGCAGGAAAGGGGCCCACAACAUGUAACAAAGACAAAACGGAUCCACAGGCGCGGAGCAACGUACCAGCUGUUAGAAUGUUUCAGAAGGAGGAUAACCUAGUAAUAACGGAGUUAGUGAAAGCAGGGAAGGAUUUGGACAUGGAGAAGAAAAAGCAACUAGUGGAAGAAUUAGAGGACAAGCGACAACAGGACGGAGUAUUGGCCGAUAUAAUGCGACAGAUAACGGAGGCUGAAGCGAAACUUGGUGUGCGAAGUGGAGUCGGCCAAGCCAGUACAAGUACGGUACAGACAACGCCGCCGUCACCACCAGGUAGGUCAGAUCCCGGUAGUGGGCAAUCGUCCGGGUACGCCCCUGCACCACCAGCAGCUACUGAGCCGGCCACAUCAUCAUCACCACAGGCACCGUCAGGUAAGGACCGAUGA
This is a messenger RNA of Plasmodium fragile, 1011 nucleotides long. RefSeq lists its product as uncharacterized. The transcript has 2 exons. NCBI's taxonomy places the organism in Eukaryota, Apicomplexa, Aconoidasida, Haemosporida, Plasmodiidae. The record is from RefSeq and is a predicted model, not a curated record. Bases 1 to 1011 code for a protein of 336 amino acids.